This is a messenger RNA of Oppiella nova, 1942 nucleotides long. Lineage: Eukaryota; Metazoa; Arthropoda; Arachnida; Sarcoptiformes; Oppiidae. The record is from the annotation of a GenBank genome assembly.
GAUUGCAAAUGUGAUUGCAUUGAGUGGUGUGAGAGAGAGUGGAUGUGUUCAGUGAUUGCCAGUCAAUGCAAGUAGUGAUCACUUGAAUGAGUCUUAUCUUUGUUUGGCAACACAUUCACUGAUUAGCAGUUUGUGUGCAAAACACUGUAAUAAUGACUGUUUUGGCAGUGAUUGUCACCAAAUAUGACACAAGUAUUGCUGAGACUGUUCAGCGCAUCCCCAGCGAUGGGAAGGCUCUCUAAUCCCAAGACUUUAUUUCCACUCAUUUGUUGCGAUCACUCUUCUGUUCACUUGAAUCCAAUCCGUUGCUAUCGAUUCACACCACAGAUGUCUUCGACGGACCAUCACUUCUCGGAACCCAUUGAACCCUUCACUCCGAAGAGGGCCUUAGUUUUGACCAAAUUUUCGAGAUAUGAGUUCGAGAAGAAGCGGAACCCAGACCUCAGUGAAGAACAACUCAUCACUUCUUUGGAAAGUCGUGGCAGUGAUUAUAAGCGCCUCAUAUCCCACCACAACAUCCAUAAGCAAAGUCAAGACCACAUCACCCAAUGUCUGAAGGCGUCGGGAAUUGAGACCAAAGUCGUGAACCGAACAGAAUAUACGGACAAAAACAUCGAGUGGGCGGACCUUAUCAUCACCUCUGGAGGCGACGGAACCUUUCUGAUGGCCGCCUCUAAAGUGAAUAAUCGCAAUAAACCACUGAUUGGUGUGAACAGUGAUCCCCAGCGAUCGGUUGGUCACCUCUGUCUUCCCAAACGCUAUUCCAAUAAUUUCGGUGAAGCUCUUCGGCUCCUCAGCGAUGGACACUUCAAAUGGAAAUACAGACAACGGAUUCGUGUGAUCCUCGAGUCGGAGAACGCCAAUGAAGAGCCCCUCGAACUCCACGAACAACAACUCAAAUGUCUUGAGAACAGGUUCUUAGACCUGGAGUCGAGUCAAGACUCGAAGGACACGAAGUGUGUCCGCAAUGCCAAGACUGUGAAGAAGGUGUUGCCGUUUAAGGCGUUGAAUGAGGUGUUUGUCGGCGAAACUAUCUCUUCGCGCGUCUCUUACUAUGAGUUCUCAGUGAACGAUAAGACGAGAGCGAAGCUGAAGAGCUCUGGUCUGACGGUGUGUACGGGCACGGGAUCCACCUCUUGGUUCUUCAACAUCAACAAAGUGACGCCACAAUGCGUUCAAAGUCUCUUUCAGAUCAUCAACACUGAAAUGAAUGGACAAACUCUUCCAGAAAAUGACACCAAAGCUAUCGAAAGAGUGACCGAAAAGUUCAACAAUUCAUUGAUCUUCGAUCCGUCGGAACCGUUGAUGGCGUACGUCAUCAGAGAUCCCGUUGUGUUCGGCACUGAAUUCCAGAGCAAUCCCAGAGGUUUCGCCAAAACUAUAUCUUUGAAGUCGCGGAUGACUGACGCGAAUAUAGUCAUCGACGGCGGGCUGUCCUAUAAGUUCAAUGACGGCGCGAAAGUGACGUUUGCUAUCCUCGAAGAGGACGCUCUCAGGACUGUCUCUCUGAAGGAAUAAUCCAUUUAUUUGUAAAUUAUUUUAAUUUUCUAUUUGGUCUGCGAAUUGUCGGCAAAUAUAGACAUCAUUUCUAUUUCGAUUGGAUGUAGUUUCCCGGGAAUUAUCACCGAAUGAAGUGGUGCUCCCAUUUCGAUGGCUAACAUAUCCUUCAAUUGACACGUCUUUAUAGUCUGGUCAUCGCAUCCAAUCCUCGCCAACGCUAUGACUACUGUUUUCUCAUUGAAUAACUCAUUGGGAUAACUGUCAGUGGCUUUCGAUUCAAUGAUUUCUAACAAUUGUUUCGAUGCUAUAUUGACAGACAUAUAACGGGGCGGUUCGUAGACUACUUUCCCUUUAAUCAUAGCGUCAAUCGACUGCUCCUUCACUUUAAUAUCUUUGAAAUAAAUUAUUAAUAAAUUAAUUAUAACUUAUUAGAGACACAAAU